Lactuca saligna is the source of this 1044-nucleotide messenger RNA. The record is from the annotation of a GenBank genome assembly. Lineage: Eukaryota; Viridiplantae; Streptophyta; Magnoliopsida; Asterales; Asteraceae.
AUGACGACAUCACUGUUCACUUUCUCCUCCACUUCAAGAAGAGUCGUCCCAGCUCCAAACUCUCCUCCUCUUCCCAUAUACAUCAAAGCCACAAAUGUCGUUUUCAACCCUGAUAUACCAGAUGUUCAUCGCGGCCUCGGACUUGAUGAUUUUGUCAAUUUCCUAGUCUCCUGCCGACUUCGAUACGCCAUCAGUGAGGUUCCAUCAGAGUUCUUUCCCGAACAAGUAUGUGAGUUCUACUACACUGCAACGGUUAAUGAUGAAAACAACGUCAUCUCUGGGACUAUUAGGCGUGGCCGACACUCCGUUUUUAUCACCGCUGAUCUCCUCAGUGCUGCGUUCAGGUUACCAAUCUUUGAACCAUUCUCUGAGCUUCCAACUAUUGAACGUUGUCGAUGCCUCUUUGAUCAACUGUGCUAUGAUCACUCAAAGGAUGGUGCUCGAUCAGCUCUCAUUUUGCGUCAAUGUAUGACUCCAGGAUGGAAGUUCUUCACUUGGGCUCUGUGCAAAUGUAUGGGUCACAAAUCUCGCAGUGGUGAUCAACUGAGUAAUUGUGAGCAACAAGUUGUCUGUUCCCUUCUUCUCAACAAACAUUUUGAUUAUGGGGCUUUCUUCUUUGAUCAGCUUGUCCAACUUCUUCGUGCCAAUGUACGAGUUGAUCAUGUCCCCUUUCCACACUGGAUUGCUCUUGUCCUAGAUAAAUUUUUCGCUGAAGCCUACUACUCCUACUCUGGAAACCCCAUCCAAUGCCCACGCAUGUCAGUGCGAAUGUAUCAGGAUGAUCCAAUGGAAAAUGACAUCGGCAUCUCUGAUCGAAUGAGAGAAUGGAUCGCAAAUCUAUAUACUGUUCCUUCACUAACCGCUAAUACUAAUGAAGGAGCUGAUGGUAACAACGAAGAUCAUGCUGAUCAACAAGCUGAAACGCAGGACGGUGGUCAUCUCUCCCCUCAACUUUCUCAUCAUACUCUUUCUGUCACUGAGAGGGUUCACUCAGCUCAAGGGGAGCAACCAUCUCAGGGGGAGCACCCAUCCCAGGGAGAGUAA